This is a messenger RNA of Pseudogymnoascus destructans, 892 nucleotides long. RefSeq lists its product as uncharacterized. The transcript has 4 exons. The record is from RefSeq and is a predicted model, not a curated record. Gene Ontology annotation, molecular function: transcription coactivator activity; DNA binding. Bases 315 to 824 code for a protein of 169 amino acids. Gene Ontology annotation, biological process: positive regulation of transcription initiation by RNA polymerase II. Lineage: Eukaryota; Fungi; Ascomycota; Leotiomycetes; Thelebolales; Thelebolaceae.
CUACGAGUAGGCUGUAUCACCAUUGUCACGUGACUAUCAAUCACUGAACGCGUUGUUGCGCGGGGUGUGCUCGAUUGACCGCGUCCAAAGCUUGGCCCGAUGUGUAACCUUCUUGUCUACACCGAGGUCUCGAUAUUUGAUAUUUCCGAUUCCAUAUUCGCUGCCCAUUCCGCAUCACUGGAGCCUCAAUAAAGUCCCGUCCGAACUCUAUUUCACGGAUAUCUGAACUUAACACUUGCAAGCAACCACUUCAACUUCAGUCAUUUUUUGAGCGAAGAUACCCUCAACAAUCUCAUCCCUCCUUCUCUUCCACAAUGCCAGUCACCAAGCGCGGCCGCGCCCGGGAUUCGCCCAGCGAUAUCGAUGACUACGAUGAUGGCAGUGGCUUCGUCGCCUCCGACGACGACGCCAAACCCAAAAGCAAGAGAACGAAAACAGCAAAGCCAAGCAGCGUCACCAAACCUGCACAGGCCCAGACCGGCGAGGGUGGCGAGAAGUUCUGGGAGUUAUCACAGGGAAGAAACAGCAGGAGAAUCGGCAUCAGCGAGUUCAAGGGCACCCGUCUCAUUAAUAUUCGGGAGUACUACCAGAACCCCGCGGGUGAUCUCCUGCCGGGCAAGAAGGGUAUCUCGCUGCCCCUGGACCAGUACAAGGUGCUUCUUCAGGCAAUUCCAGAUAUCAAUGCCGCUCUCACAGCAAUGGGCGAAACAGUCGAGUCAGGUGAUGCGGCCCCGAGGAAAGCCAGAGUAAAGGGUGCCGACGCCGGUGCCAAGGAGCAGAGGGCUAAUAUCGAUGAGACGAGCGAUGAAGACGAGGAAGCGUAGUCGUUUACAAGGGCUUGCUGUAAUAAUAUGUAUGAGAUAUGAAUUAUAAUGACCAUUCACCAGAGCAA